AUGCGCACCACAUAUCCAACCACUCAAUCCGCCCUCACUGCUCCCUCCCCAUGGCAGCCAUCCUCUUCCACCCCCAUCCCACUUCCACCUCACUGUCUCGAUAGCUACAAUAGCAUCCUCAUCAUCGGGUCCGGCAUCACCGGCGCCCUCCUCGCGUACCACCUCCUCACCCACUCCACUUCCACCACCUCCGCCGCCCCCAUCACCCUCCUCACCUCAUCCACUGCCUGCACAGGCGCAACCGCACGCAACGGCCGCCACACGAAAGUCGCCAGCCACCUCACCUUCCGCGCACGCGCCGAGCGGCUAGGGUUAGACGAGGCGGUGCGAUGGGUGCGGAUGGAGGAGGCGAGCGUCGUGCGGAACAUGCGGUGGCGCGGGGGCUGUGGAGGGGAUGGGGUGGGAGUGCGAGUCGUGGGAGGGGGAUACGGUGGAUGUGAGGGGGGGCAGUGUAGGGUGUAUGAGGAUCCGGAAGAGGUGAGGAGGGAGUUUGGUAUGCGAGGGAGGCUGGUGGGGGCGAUUCGGUAUCCCGCGGGGAGUGUCAAUGCAUAUCAGUUCACGUUGGGGGUGUUGAAGCGGUGCGUUGCGAUGGGGUUGCACUUGUAUGAGAACACCACUGCAACGAGCAUACGCCGGAUCGAUCCAGAUGAACCUGUAUUGGGACUGAUUCCACCGGGACUUUGGACGGCUACCACCGAGAGUGGGGAUGAUUAUAUCAGCCGACGAUCUCAUCCUCGCCACCAACGCCUUCACCCCCACCAUCUUCCUUCCCCCCCGCCCCAUCCUGCGUCCCUUCCGCGGACAGGCUACGACUACCUCACCGUCCGACGCCCCCUCUCCGGUGUCCCCUCCGAUGCGGUCGGCAACCUGAUCGUGGGCGGCGGCAUCGUGCAGGACGCGGACGGAUGGGCGGCCGCGAUGAAGGAAGACGCGCUCUGCGUGUUGGAUCCGCAGAUCGAGGCGUACCUCGUGCGGGCGGGGAAGAGGUAUUUUGCGGAGGAAGGGGAGGAAGCGGAGGGGUGA
Eremomyces bilateralis CBS 781.70 is the source of this 1023-nucleotide messenger RNA. RefSeq lists its product as uncharacterized. Gene Ontology annotation, cellular component: cytoplasm. The coding region runs from base 1 to 1023 and encodes 340 amino acids. The record is from RefSeq and is a predicted model, not a curated record. Gene Ontology annotation, molecular function: oxidoreductase activity. Lineage: Eukaryota; Fungi; Ascomycota; Dothideomycetes; Eremomycetales; Eremomycetaceae. The transcript has 4 exons.